CUCCUUCUCCUUCCGGUGCUCAGCGGUAUUUGAGCUGUGUGUCCCUCUUGCUCUUUCUUCUCUAUGGUGAUCCCUGGGUCCCCGCAAUGAAGAUCACCCGCCAGAAACACGCCAAGAAAAACAUGGGCUUCUACAAGUACAACUUCGGCUUCCGGGAGCCUUUCCAGGUCCUGCUGGACGGCACCUUCUGCCAGGCGGCGCUGCGCAACAAGAUCCAGAUCCGCGAGCAAUUGCCCGGCUACCUCGGCGGGGCGACCCAGUUCUGCACCACCCGAUGCGUCAUAAAAGAACUUGAAUCCUUGGGGAAAGAGUUAUAUGGUGCAAAAUUAAUUGCACAGAGAUUUCAGGUGCGCAAUUGUUCUCAUUUCAAAAAUCCAGUGAGUGGCUCAGCCUGCCUAUUGUCCAUGAUUGAGGAAGGCAAUCCACAUCAUUAUUUCAUUGGUACACAGGAUCAGGAUCUGGCAACAAAAAUUAAAAAAAGGCCUGGCGUGCCUCUCCUGUUCAUAAUUCAGAAUACUAUGGUUCUGGACAAGCCUUCUGCCAAAUCCUUAGCCUCUGUGCAGGCAAUGCAGACAAAUCAACUCAUUCCAGAGCAUCAGAAAGAGAGCAUUGCGCGCCUCAAAGAGGAACAGGGGCUGGUGAAGACAGCAGUGCACAAAAUACAGAAACGAAAAAAGGCCGGUGGCCCUAAUCCUCUCAGCUGCUUGAAGAAAAAGAGAAAGGGCCAAGAGACAUCUCAAGUUUCAGCAACAAAGAAAAAAACGAGUCGGAAGCGUAGGAAAAGGAUACCAGGAGGGGCUGUGCAGCUGGGAUCCCAGAAUGUGGAAGCAUAAAAUCAUCUAUGAAAAUGGGACGGAUUUUGCUAUCCCAUGAAUUUUGGUUAAAAGCAAUGCCGUGUCAAGAGAAAUUUUCUUUUAUUUUAAAAAAAAAGCCAGCUGUUUUUCUCUGUGUGGAAUUUGGAGAGGGAGAUAAACUAC
Molecule: messenger RNA, 977 nt
Organism: Pogona vitticeps (central bearded dragon)
Lineage: Eukaryota; Metazoa; Chordata; Lepidosauria; Squamata; Agamidae
Gene: UTP23
Product: UTP23 small subunit processome component
Cellular component (GO): small-subunit processome
Source: RefSeq, a predicted model, not a curated record